Molecule: messenger RNA, 850 nt
Organism: Hippopotamus amphibius kiboko
Lineage: Eukaryota; Metazoa; Chordata; Mammalia; Artiodactyla; Hippopotamidae
Gene: ATP5MG
Product: ATP synthase membrane subunit g
Exons: 3
Coding region: 434-745 (103 amino acids)
Biological process (GO): proton motive force-driven ATP synthesis
Molecular function (GO): proton transmembrane transporter activity
Source: RefSeq, a predicted model, not a curated record
CGCAGCGCUGCCUUCCAGCCCUAACUUGCCUCAUUCUCUCAGAAAAGCUCCAGAAGCACCCUGCCCGAAAGAGUGGAGGUCUGCGCCACGGACUGCCCGGGAGGCUCAUGGCGCAUGCGCCUUCCCUCCUCGCGCCGGCCUUUCGGACCUCCCUGAGCGGCUGCCCCAGGAAAUGCCUGUGUCUCUGAGGAAGUCCCUUGUUUUUUACGCGCUCUCUGAUCUCAUCUUCUCUUAUCCACUUUCUCCUCUGUGACUGAAGAAAAUAAAUUGGUCCAUUGAACUCCGGAAAAAUAGUAGGCCACCUAAAUAUCUUGGACCGGCGCGGAAAGGGCAGGCCUGACCUUGGAAGCGGAACGGGGUCCUGCGGCCGGUCCUUCCGGGCGGGUGACAUUCAGCCGGCCAGUCGGGGCGACGGACUUUCCGUCCGACAACCAUGGCCCAGUUUGUCCGUAACCUCGCGGAGAAGGCCCCGGCGCUGGUGAACGCUGCUGUGACUUACUCGAAGCCCAGAUUGGCGACAUUUUGGCACUAUGCCAAGGUUGAGCUGGUUCCUCCAACCCCUGCUGAGAUCCCUACAGCUAUUCAGAGCUUGAAAAAAAUUAUCAAUAGUGCUCAAACUGGUAGCUUCAAACAGCUUACAGUUAAGGAAGCUCUUCUGAAUGGUUUGGUGGCCACUGAGGUGUGGAUGUGGUUUUAUGUUGGCGAGAUCAUAGGCAAGCGUGGCAUCAUUGGCUAUGAUGUUUGAAGACCAAUCUUUAACAUGUAUUAUAUUUGCUUUAUUAUGUGGGUGUCCUUGGACCACGUGUGAGCAGACGGCUAUUUGAAUAAAAUAAGACAGUGUGUCAAAAUC